UCCAAAAGCGCAGCUUCGGAAAGCGCAAAUCCAAAAGCCAUGAUGCUCUCUGCAAACCACUCCAAGUACAAGCGUGUGCAAUGCUAGUCCUUACCAAGGGGGAUUCCUGCUGAGAUAACCACACUUACUACAGCCUUCUUAGCAGCCUUCUCUAGUACAGAAAGCACUCUUUUUAUUUAUUUUUUAUUUAGUUCAAGUUGGCAAAAUAAUACAGUUUAUAAAUCAAGUUUUACAGAACGAGUGGUACUCAGAGAUGGGGCUGGACAGUACAGAGUGCUGGGAUGUUAAGAAAUGGCUAUAAAUCACCGAUAAUCUGCGUGUGCUUUCUGCAUCGGAUUCGGUUUUAUGAUAAUUGAAAAUGAAAAUUAUUUGUUGAGAUCACAGCUGAUUGAUUUGUCAUUAUCGUACCUGCAGUUUUAAUGAGGUCUCUUCUUAUGAAAAGGAGGCGCACUGCUGGAUAGAGUACCCUUUUAAACUGUGCUCACUUUCUUUUUUAUAUAUACAUUUUUUAAGGGGGCAAGGAAAGUAGUCAAGGUUUCUUAAACUAAAAUUUAUUUAUAUUUAUAACACAUCAGAAAGUAUCUGGUGGAUUUGUGAGUGCUUGCUGGGUGUUCACAGAAAGUCCAAGAAGAAAUCUGGAGGGAAGCAUCAAAGGUAGAGUGUAUGAAGAAAGGUUGGAUUUGAAGGCGCCUGCCUGGAAGUCGUGCGGUGGAUUUGAAGAUGCUGUUUGGGAAUCUGGCGGGUAGACUUCCACUUUUCAUCACAUUCCUGGUGUUGACAUCUGAUUACUGGGCAACCCUAAACCUGGGAGAGAGCCAUGAUGCCCGCAGGAUAAGAAGAGAGGUAAAGCAGCGCCCUAGUGAUGGGUCCAGCACUUCCUCUCCCGGUAUGUGUGCCACUAGGUUGCCCAGAGGCAAGCGUUCAUUGUUUGGGCUAUCUCACUCCCUCCACUACCACCAACACCGGCAGCGUCACCGAGGAAUUCUGCAGCAUCCCGAGGAGGAGCAGGUUUCCAACCCAGGCAAAAUGUUGUACUUCACCGGUCAUCGAGACCAAAUGAAACUCAGGCCUGGUAUUGAGCUACCCAGAGGGCAAUUCUCUGCGGAGAUGUGGAUCCAACCAGAGGGAGGGCAACAGGUGCCAGCAGUGCUAGCAGGUCUUUAUAACAAAUGUACUUAUACAGCAGCCGACUCUGGAUGGGUGCUUGGGAUUAAUGCAGUGCGUGAUAAGGGUACCAGAGAGCCUCACUUCUUCUUUUCCCUAAGAACUGAAAGAGCUCACAAAAAUACAACUAUCUUCUCUCACCAGUCAUACCUCUCUAACCAAUGGACACAUGUGGCAAUAACAUACAAUUUACGGAAAAUGAAGCUUUAUAUCAAUGGCGCCCAGGUGGCAGUAAGUGAUGAACAAGUUGGAGACCUGUUCACUUCCUUAACUAGGAAGUGCAAAAUCCUUAUGAUUGGAGGAAAUACUGCAGGACAGAAUUACCGUGGUUAUCUGGAGCGCUUCAUUUUAUGGAAGGAAGCGCGAACAGCAAAACAAAUUUUACAUGAUAUGAAACAAUUUGUCAUUGGGGAAACAACUCUUCUACCUCAACUGGUAUUAAAAGACAAUUUCAGUAAUAUAAUACAAUAUUGGUUACCUACAAAGGAUGGAAAAUAUCCUCAAACUGAAGUUAGUUUUCACAAUGGCUGGCUAUUAGACACGGGUCUGCAGCCUCCUCCAUGUGGCCAGACAAUCUGUGACAAUGUCAAUGUCAUCACAAACUACAAUAAUAUGUCAUCUUUUCGCCAUAUGAAAGUAGUGCGUUAUAGGGUUGUAAAUAUAUAUGAUGAUAAUCAUCAGCACCCAAUGGUCACAGAUAAACAGAUCACGUUUCAGCAUGAGGAACUUGUAAAUGCUUUCAGAAGGUAUAACAUAUCCUGGGAACUUACAGUUGUGGGUAUCAGCAACUCUUCCUUGAGGAAUCGCCUUGUCUUGGUUAACUGUGACAUCAGCAAAAUUGGAGAUGAUCGUUGUGAUAUUGAGUGCAACCAUACUCUAACAGGAUAUGAUGGUGGUGACUGUCUUAGGGUACGAAGAGUAAUGUUUUAUAAUAAAGGAGUCGCCAACGGUGUAUGUGACAUGGAGAACAAUAAUGAGAGGUACAACUUUGAUGGUGGAGAUUGCUGCAAUGCACAGAUUACUGAUGUGACUAAGACAUGUUUUGACCCCAAAUCACCAAACAGAGCAUAUCUGGAUAUCAAAGAAGUGAAGAAUAUUUUACGACUGGAUGGUUCAACACAUCUCAACAUAUUCUUUGCAAACUGUUCAGAUGAGGAACUAGCAGGGGUUGCAACUUGGCCUUGGGACAAAGAUGCUUUAACACAUCUAGGUGGAAUUGUAUUGAGUCCUUCAGUUUAUGGAGUCUCUGGACAUACGGACACAAUGAUUCAUGAAAUUGGCCACAGCUUGGGACUCUACCAUGUCUUUAAGGGGAUUUCAGAGGUACUUUCCUGCAGUGAUCCCUGUAUGGAAGUGGAACCUUCAUUUGAGACUGGUGAUCUCUGCGCUGACACCAAUCCAGUCCCAAAACUAAAGAUGUGCAAUGAUCCUGGUCCAGGAAAUGAAACAUGUGGAUUUGUGCAUUUUAAAAAUACUCCCUUCAGGAGCUACAUGAGCUAUGCAGAUAAUGUCUGCACAAAUUCUUUCACACCCAAUCAAGUUGCACGAAUGCACUGCUACUUGGAUUUAGUCUACAAGACCUGGCAAACUAGUAAGAAGCCAGCACCAGUUCCUAUUGCUCCUCAAAUAGUGCAUCGGGAUUCAUCCUCCUUAACACUGGAGUGGUUUCCACCUCUUGACAACCAUUUCUAUGAAAGUGAAUUGGGAGAAAACUGCAACCAGUGUCUUGAAGACAGAGUUUUUCUGCAGUAUGCUUUUAAUGCCUCCUCCAAAACUCCAUGUGAUCCAGCAGGACACUGGAGCCCCAGUGAAGCAGAAGGGCCUCCAGAUGCUGAUCAGUUUUGCAAAUCCAGUAUCCGAACAUGGUCUCCUAAUUACUCUGUUGGCCCCAAUAUUGUCCCUCCAAUUUGUCCUGAGCCUAUUGGUUGUUACCUGGAGCUGCAUUUCCGCUAUCCUUUAAUCCCUGAAUCUCUUACUGUAUGGGUCACUUAUGUGUCAGUGGAAGUCGAUGUUGCAAUCCAUGAUAUCAGACUGCUAACUGUGAAAGGGAAUAAUAUCUCUCUUGGACCUCAGAAGGUGUUCUGUGAUAUUCCAUUAACUAUCAAGUUAUCCAUUUCAGAGGAAGUUUAUGGAAUUGAGAUAUAUACAUUGGAUGAAUACUUGGAAAUAGAUGCUGCUAUGCUUGUUUCGGUACCUCAGAGUCACUACUGUUCUAGAUGUAAACCAAUUAAGUACAAAAUUAUACGGCAUCCACCAUUUCAACAUGGCCGUGCUGUCAUGAUUAGAGACUUGCGUAAACGGUUCAGGGACAUGGAUGUAAAGCUGAGUACAUUAUAUACCUAUCAAGUGUUCACAGUUUCAGGGCAAGAGGAGAGUCAGCCUUCACCAUCACUUGUUUAUGAGCAUGGAAAAGGGUACUGUGGAGAUGGUGUUGUACAGCAAGAACUUGGAGAAGAAUGUGAUGACCAGAACAAGAUGAAUGGAGAUGGCUGCACUUUCCUUUGUAAGCUGGAGCUUUCCUUUCAUUGUGUUGAUGAGCCUAGCAUGUGUUACUUUCAUGACGGUGAUGGAAUCUGUGAAGAAUUUGAGAGAAAGACAAGCUUCAAGGAUUGUGGUGUGUACACACCCAAUGGCUUCCUAGAUCAGUGGGCAUUUAAUAUUUCUACCUCACACCAACAUGAAGUGGACUGCCCAGGAUCAGUGGUCAUUGGACAACCAGCAGCUUUUGAGGGGUGUAGAACAGAGGUGAGCGAGUUUGAAAAAGAAGUGUCACAGUAUGCUUGGUAUCCAUGCAUAGCACACAGCCUUCCAGAAUCCUACAAGUUAAGCAGUUUCUGGCUGAAGGCUUAUUUUGCACAGCCAGCAGUAGCAGUAGCUGUCAUUAUACAUUUUGUUGCGGAUGGGACUCAGUACCCUUAUCCUUUUCCACAUCAAGAACAGGAAAGCAUCACAGUUCAGCUACUGGACACCAAUGGCAAAUCCCAUGAUCUUGGGAGUCAAUUACUGAGCUGCAGAAAUAACCCACUUGUUAUCACAGUUAUUCAUGACCUCAGUCAACCAUUCUACAGGACCCGGGCUGUCUUAAUUAGCUUCAGAUCCAAGUAUGUGGCAAUCUCUGGGGUGGCCCUCCGUUCUUUCCACAACUUUGACCCCAUCACAGUUAGAAACUGCCAAAAUGAUGAGAUCUACAGUCCUGAUAAGCAAAGUUGCAUUCAGUACUCUUGUGAGGCCACUGACUGUCAGGAGCUUAUCAUUAAGAAUGCCGAAAUAAACUGUACAAUCGGUGACUUCACUAACCGAGAGCAGUGUAAUGUGACCUGUACAGCGGGAUACACUCUGCAUAUACAUCGAGAUGGUAACAUUGCCAAGAGUCAGGUGGAGUCCACUGCCUCCGUGAUGUGCCUUGAUGGCAAAUGGAAUAUGCAGGUAAUAUGUGAACCUGUAGACUGCGGAAUCCCCAAUCCAUAUCACGUCUACCCUUCCACAUUCUCCUGUCCUAAUGGUACAAUCUUAGGGAAGCAGUGCACAUUUCAGUGCAAACCACCUGCUCAGAUGCGAGGAACCAAUAACACACUGACCUGCAUGGAAGAUGGGCUCUGGUCUUUCCCUGAGGCUCAUUGUGAGCUCAUGUGCACAGCUCCACCCCACAUGCCCAAUGCCAUACUCCAGACAGCUCGUUGCCAUUCUGGUCGGCACAAAGUUGGCUCUUUCUGCAAAUACAAAUGCGAGCCUGGCUUUCUUGUUUCUAGUUCACCUAAAACAGUCAAAAAGAGAGCUUUCAAGAUCCUAUGUACUGAUAGUGCAACCUGGCAUGGAGAUACUUGUGAGCAUGUGACUUGUGAUCCUCCGCCAGAUGUAUUUCAUGGAGUAUACGAAUGCACAAAUGGCUUCAUUUUCAACAGCAUCUGCUGGAUUAACUGCAAUGACACAGAGCACACUGUGCCAAGCAGCAACAGAAUUCGUUGUAGAAAAGACGGGAAGUGGAGUGGCUCACUUAGAGUCUGUAAGACGAUGCAGGGAGAGUGUCCACCCAUUCCUAGGUUCCGUAAUCUGAAUUUCACCUGCAUGAAAGGAUAUGGCAUUGGUGCAGAGUGUGAACCUGUUUGCCCUGAGAAGAAUACAGAGCCUGUUGUUCUACCAAGUAACAUGACAAUCAAGGAUGUCACAUACUUGAUGAAACCACCAAAGGUCAAGAAAAUUGUCUGUACUGCAGGCCUUCAGUGGUAUCAUUCCCCACAAACAAUCCACUGCCUUAGAAGUUGUGAGAACUUUCCUGGUGAUAACUAUUGUGAUGCCAUCAACAACAGAGCAUUUUGUGACUUUGAUGGAGGGGAUUGUUGUGCUUCAACAGUGAAAACAAAAAAAGAUCAACAACCAUCAAAGAUCUCUGAUGAAUUCAAAUAUCACAGAUCUUCUUUCAUGCCGCCUAUAAAUCAUCAUGUUCCCAUGUUUCAACAAGCUAUGUUAAAAGAACUUCAUUUCCAUUCAAGAUCUAUUCCGCCGUUAUCAAACAAGGUGUCUAAAACAUGUAUGGAGAAUAUCACUAAUCUAGCCAACAAUCAUGAGUUAGUUAUUAUUGGUGCUGAUAAAGGAGGUUCAAUUGUUGUACAGGAUAUCUCACAAUAUGAUCAUGAAGCAUUCAGCCAGUUAUCUAAUGCACGUUAUUAUUCUGAAUUAUCAAUGGAUCCCACACCUAUUUUUUAA
Messenger RNA from Protopterus annectens (West African lungfish), 5868 nucleotides. It is a transcript of the gene PAPPA, whose product is annotated as pappalysin 1. Gene Ontology annotation, molecular function: metallopeptidase activity. The record is from RefSeq and is a predicted model, not a curated record. Bases 721 to 5868 code for a protein of 1715 amino acids. The transcript has 23 exons. Lineage: Eukaryota; Metazoa; Chordata; Ceratodontiformes; Protopteridae.